UUGAGCAUUCGCGCGCCAUAUUCCGGGCGAGCGUCACCUUCCCGCCACUUUGUUGUUGUUGGAAGCUGUUCGGAGUCAUUGCUCGCGAUCUCUAUGUUCAGAUUAAACAUUAUUAAAAAUUUGACAAUGGCUGCAAGGAAUCCAACUCUACGCACUUACUCAUCUAAAGUAAAAAGCCUCACAAUAGGCGACAAGCUGAUCUUGUACGGAGACGAAGCGUCACCGCCCGUGCGGUUCGUUCAGAUGACAGCCUCCAUCCUCGGGAUUAACCUCGACUUCCGUAACGUCGAUCUCUUUGGUGGUGAAAAUAAGACGGAGUUUUACAAAAAUAUCAACCCCCUGCAGAAAGUUCCGUGUCUAAUGACGCACGCCGAAGUGCUAGUGGACAGCCAUGCGAUCGCGCUGUACCUGUGCCGGCGCUGGGACACGGAGCACGUGCUCUACCCCCCCGGCGACCUCGCACAGGCUCACUGCGACGAGAUACUAUUCUACAACGCCACAACGCUCUUUCCCAUUGACAGCGACAUCUAUACAAAAUUCUUUGCUGGUAUUCCUGCUAGCAAAGAAAGAAUUGAUGAUUGGUUAAAAGCGCUGGACUUCUUAGAAAAUAGACUGAAAAAUUACGAGUGGCUUGCUGGCGACAAAAUGAUGCUUGCAGACAUUUGCGCUGUGGCCACAAUAUCGACGGUGCUUUGCUCAAUACCAUUAGCAGAUCAUCAUGUUAAACUGAGACGCUGGUUUAAUGAAAUUGAGCAGCAACCUUUUUAUAACAUUAACAAAAGAGGUCUGGAGCGUUUAAUGAAGUUUGUAACCGCAGUUAAAGUUGGCAGAUUUCAGCCGGGAGGGGAUAUUGACCAAAACUGAAAUAUUUAUGCCUGUACAACUUAAUAUGUGUUUAUGAUUUUUUGUGAUUAGUGCAAUAAAAUUUAGAAGU
This is a messenger RNA of Papilio xuthus (Asian swallowtail), 934 nucleotides long. The record is from RefSeq and is a predicted model, not a curated record. Lineage: Eukaryota; Metazoa; Arthropoda; Insecta; Lepidoptera; Papilionidae.